GGGAUUAUAGGUGAGCGCCACGAAGCCCGGCCUCUAAUUAAUUAUCGGUGGUGUAUAAAAAGAACAGACCUUCUUAAUUCGAAUCCCAUCUUCUCCAUUUAUUAUGUGAUUUUGGACAUGUUUGUUCAACUUCUCCUAGACUUUGUUUUCUUUUUACGACAUGGGGAUCAUAAAGCCGGGAUGCAGUUGGGAAUAAAACCGGAUAAAGCUCCCAACGAACCGCAGGUUUCAUAAGAUCAGGGCAGGGACUGGGUAAAAGGUUUCAAAGACUCCUGCACUAUUGGGAAGGACGCUACGGGCGAGUCUAUGUUGCAUGCAGGCGACUCCAUGUUAAAACGAAGUGAACUCCCUGAACCUUCAAGGGAUAAUGCACAACCAUAACGAGAAUAAUUUUUAAAAAUAGAGUUUUCUUCCCUGAAAACUUGGAGAGGUCCAGGAUGCGCGCCAUUCUGUGAUCUAGGUUGACUCUCCACCUCUUCAGUUGGUACCUCCUUUCCCAAAUAGUUUGGAGCACAGCACUCCGGUCUUUGUAAUAACGUACUCCUAAGAGCUGUUCCAGUGGACUCACGCAGGCGCAGGAGACUACACUUCCCAGGAACUCCGGGCCGCGUUGUUCGCUGGUACCUCCUUCUGACUUCCGGUAUUGCUGCGGUCUGUAGGGCCAAUCGGGAGCCUGGAAUUGCUUUCCCGGCGUUCUGAUUGGUGCAUUCGACUAGGCUGCCUGGGUUCAAAAUUUCAACGAUACUGGAUGAGUCCCGCGGCGGGUUGGCUCGCGCUUCGUUGUCAGAUCUGAGGCGAGGCUAGGUUCUUGAUACAUAUUUGCCAGACUUCAAGAUUUCAGAAAAGGGGUGAAAGAGAAGAUUACAACUUUGAGUCAGACCUGUAGGCCUGAUAGACUGAUUAAACCACAGAAGGUGACCUGCUGAGAAAAGUGGUACAAAUACUGGGAAAAACCUGCUCUUCUGCGUUAAGUGGGAGACAAUGUCACAAGUUAAAAGCUCUUAUUCCUAUGAUGCCCCCUCGGAUUUCAUCAAUUUUUCAUCCUUGGAUGAUGAAGGAGAUACUCAAAACAUAGAUUCAUGGUUUGAGGAGAAGGCCAAUUUGGAGAAUAAGUUACUGGGGAAGAAUGGAACUGGAGGGCUUUUUCAGGGCAAAACUCCUUUGAGAAAGGCUAAUCUUCAGCAAGCUAUUGUCACACCUUUGAAACCAGUUGACAACACUUACUACAAAGAGGCAGAAAAAGAAAAUCUUGUGGAACAAUCCAUUCGGUCAAAUGCUUGUUCUUCCCUGGAAGUUGAGGCAGCCGUAUCAAGAAAAACUCCAGCCCAGCUGAGAAGAUCUCUUAGGCUUUCUGCUCAGAAGGAUUUGGAACAGAAAGAAAAGCAUCAUGUAAAAAUGAAAGCCAAGAGAUGUGCCACUCCUGUGAUCAUUGAUGAAAUUCUACCCUCUAAGAAAAUGAAAGUUUCUAACAACAAAAAGAAGCCAGAGGAAGAAGGCAGUGCUCAUCAAGAUACUGCUGAAAAGAAUGCAUCUUCCCCAGAGAAAGCCAAGGGUAGACAUACUGUGCCUUGUAUGCCACCUGCAAAGCAGAAGGUUCUAAAAAGUACUGAGGAGCAAGAGCUGGAGAAGAGUAUGAAAAUGCAGCAAGAGGUGGUGGAGAUGCGGAAAAAGAAUGAAGAAUUCAAGAAACUUGCUCUGGCUGGAAUAGGGCAACCUGUGAAGAAAUCAGUGAGCCAGGUCACCAAAUCAGUUGACUUCCACUUCCGCACAGAUGAGCGAAUCAAACAACAUCCUAAGAACCAGGAGGAAUAUAAGGAAGUGAACUUUACAUCUGAACUACGAAAGCAUCCUUCAUCUCCUGCCCGAGUGACUAAGGGAUGUACCAUUGUUAAGCCUUUCAACCUGUCCCAAGGAAAGAAAAGAACAUUUGAUGAAACAGUUUCUACAUAUGUGCCCCUUGCACAGCAAGUUGAAGACUUCCAUAAACGAACCCCUAACAGAUAUCAUUUGAGGAGCAAGAAGGAUGAUAUUAACCUGUUACCCUCCAAAUCUUCUGUGACCAAGAUUUGCAGAGACCCACAGACUCCUGUACUGCAAACCAAACACCGUGCACGGCCUGUGACCUGCAAAAGUACAGCAGAGCUGGAGGCUGAGGAGCUCGAGAAAUUGCAACAAUACAAAUUCAAAGCACGUGAACUUGAUCCCAGAAUACUUGAAGGUGGGCCCAUCUUGCCCAAGAAACCACCUGUGAAACCACCCACCGAGCCUAUUGGCUUUGAUUUGGAAAUUGAGAAAAGAAUCCAGGAGCGAGAAUCAAAGAAGAAAUCAGAGGAUGAACACUUUGAAUUUCAUUCCAGACCUUGCCCUACUAAGAUUUUGGAAGAUGUUGUGGGUGUUCCUGAAAAGAAGGUACUUCCAAUCACCGUCCCCAAGUCACCAGCCUUUGCAUUGAAGAACAGAAUUCGAAUGCCCACCAAAGAAGAUGAGGAAGAGGACGAACCGGUAGUGAUAAAAGCUCAACCUGUGCCACAUUAUGGGGUGCCUUUUAAGCCCCAAAUCCCAGAGGCAAGAACUGUGGAAAUAUGCCCUUUCUCCUUUGAUUCUCGAGACAAAGAACGUCAGUUACAGAAGGAGAAGAAAAUAAAAGAACUGCAGAAAGGGGAGGUGCCCAAGUUCAAGGCACUUCCCUUGCCUCAUUUUGACACCAUUAACCUGCCAGAGAAGAAGGUAAAGAAUGUGACCCAGAUUGAACCUUUCUGCUUGGAGACUGACAGAAGAGGUGCUCUGAAGGCACAGACUUGGAAGCACCAGCUGGAAGAAGAACUGAGACAGCAGAAAGAAGCAGCUUGCUUCAAGGCUCGUCCAAACACCGUCAUCUCUCAGGAGCCCUUUGUUCCCAAGAAAGAGAAGAAAUCAGUUGCUGAGGGCCUUUCUGGUUCUCUAGUUCAGGAACCUUUUCAGCUGGCUACUGAGAAGAGAGCCAAAGAGCGGCAGGAGCUGGAGAAGAGAAUGGCUGAGGUAGAAGCCCAGAAAGCCCAGCAGUUGGAGGAGGCCAGACUACAGGAGGAAGAGCAGAAAAAGGAGGAGCUGGCCAGGCUACGGAGAGAACUGGUGCAUAAGGCAAAUCCAAUACGCAAGUACCAGGGUCUGGAGAUAAAGUCAAGUGACCAGCCUCUGACUGUGCCUGUAUCUCCCAAAUUCUCCACUCGAUUCCACUGCUAAACUCAGCUGUGAGCUGCGGAUACCGCCCGGCAAUGGGACCUGCUCUUAACCUCAAACCUAGGACCGUCUUGCUUUGUCAUUGGGCAUGGAGAGAACCCAUUUCUCCAGACUUUUACCUACCCGUGCCUGAGAAAGCAUACUUGACAACUGUGGACUCCAGUUUUGUUGAGAAUUGUUUUCUUACAUUACUAAGGCUAAUAAUGAGAUGUAACUCAUGAAUGUCUCGAUUAGACUCCAUGUAGUUACUUCCUUUAAACCAUCAGCCGGCCUUUUAUAUGGGUCUUCACUCUGACUAGAAUUUAGUCUCUGUGUCAGCACAGUGUAAUCUCUAUUGCUAUUGCCCCUUACCACUCUCACCCUCUCCCCACUUUUUUUUAAAAUUUUAACCAGAAAAUAAAGAUAGUUAAAUCCUAAGAUAGAGAUUAAGUCAUGGUUUAAAUGAGGAACAAUCAGUAAAUCAGAUUCUGUCCUCUUCUCUGCAUACAGUGAAUUUAUAGUUAAGGAUCCCUUUGCUGUGAGGGUAGAAAACCUCACCAACUGCAGCAGUGAGGAAGAAGACUGCAUGGAUUCAUGGGGAGCCUCACAGCAGCCACGCAGCAGGCUCUGGGUGGGGCUGCCGUUAAGGCACGUUCUUUCCUUACUGGUGCUGAUAACAACAGGGAACAGUGCAGUGUGCAUUUUAAGACCUGGCCUGGAAUAAAUACGUUUUGUCUUUCCCUC
Pan troglodytes (chimpanzee) is the source of this 3942-nucleotide messenger RNA. It is a transcript of the gene TPX2, whose product is annotated as TPX2 microtubule nucleation factor. The transcript is spliced from 18 exons. The coding region runs from base 982 to 3222 and encodes 746 amino acids. Gene Ontology annotation, biological process: regulation of mitotic spindle organization; activation of protein kinase activity. The record is from RefSeq and is a predicted model, not a curated record. Gene Ontology annotation, cellular component: spindle; microtubule. NCBI's taxonomy places the organism in Eukaryota, Metazoa, Chordata, Mammalia, Primates, Hominidae.